Molecule: messenger RNA, 1050 nt
Organism: Mitosporidium daphniae
Lineage: Eukaryota; Fungi; Microsporidia
Product: RNA-binding protein
Exons: 4
Coding region: 1-1050 (349 amino acids)
Molecular function (GO): nucleic acid binding
Source: RefSeq, a predicted model, not a curated record
AUGCAACUGGAUACGAAAUCUGGCUGUCCUUCAAUUCACUUCGGACGUCCAGAAAAUUCAAGUGGGGGAAUAAUCAAACUGCACGUCUCAUAUCCUUUGCUUCAUGUAUCGUCCUCUUUUCUGGCUGGAUUUAAUAGGCCAUAUGGAGCGGGAGAGGGGGAUCCGGACCAAAAUGAAAAUGCCUUGAGAGCCUUUUGUUCGAUACCUCAUGCGGUGUUUCCCCCUAAAUUCGUACCUUCCUUGGCUUAUGGUGAUUUGCAAGUUGACCAUCAUGAGGUGUUUUUGCCUUCCUCGUCAGAGGAGGAGGGCGAUGAGCUUAAGCUGGAAGAAUCGUCCGAAUCUUGGGUUUCAAAACUAUUAGACGAUCAUUUCCCUUCAACUUUACAGUCCAUAGAUUCGUUCUCCUCGCCCCCAUCAUCUGCAUUUACCUCGUCAUCGUUGCUGGCCUCGCAGCUGCUUACCCCGAUCGCAUCGCCGGCACCAAUGUCGGUCGUGUCAAAAGGGAAGCAAGUUCCAAACGCCAUCAUCCCGUGGCGGAUUGAAGCUGGCUUGGACAUGCGAACCACAUGCAUGUUCAGGAACAUUCCAAACAAAUUUUCUCAAAGAAUGUUGAUCGACUUUCUCAACGAAACCCAUAUGCAGAUGUAUGAUUUUGUCUACUUGCGCAUGGACUUUAAAAAUCGAUGCAAUGUCGGGUAUGCCUUUAUUAACUUUGUCGAGCCACGCUUUAUUGUUUCUUUUCAUGCCAGGGUAAAAGGGAUGCAUUGGGAUAAUUUCAACACCAAUAAGAUAUCUGACCUUACAUAUGCAAAUGUUCAGGGCAAAGAGGCCUUGGUGAAGAAAUUCCGAAACUCGUCGAUUAUGAAUGCGGAGGCUGCUUUUCGUCCAAAAAUUUUCUACACUACUGGCCCAAGACGUGGAGAAGAGGAGCAGUUUCCACUACCCGAAUCGAUGAGGCAUCAACAGGCUGUCAAAGCCCCCCAGCUGAAUCAGCCUACUAGAACUGACAAGCUGAAUAGCUCGAUGGCUAGUUCUGAAGCCAUUUCAUAA